CUGGGAACAUCAGGGAGGGGCGGGAGCCUCCUUAAAAGCCCCACUGGGCCCCACGGGUAUGGGUGCAAGGUGAGCAGAGAGCGGGCGUCUCCAGUUCCCACUGCCCGCGCCGCCGAAUCGGUGACAGACGGACGCAGCAGGACUCCCGGACGGGGCCAGGUGACCGCAGGCAGCGAUGGAGCAAUGCACGGAGCUGGAAUGGGCCGUCCAGGUGCUGGUGAACAACUUUGACAAGUACUCCAGCCACCGCUGCUGCUGCAAGAAGCCGCGGCGCAUCACCAAGAAGGAGUUCCGCAAGAUGCUGAGCCACGAGCUCAACCACAUGCUGACGGACACCGGGAACCGGCGAGCGGCCGACAAGCUCAUCUGCGACCUGGAUGAGAAUAAAGACGGGCGCAUCAGCUUCGAGGAGUACUGGACCUUGAUAGGCGGCAUCGCCAGCCCCAUCGCCCAGAUCAUCCGCCAGCAGGAGCAGAGCGUCAAGCUCACCAAGUAGCCGGCGGCACCCAGACCCCCGCAUGGGCGCAGCCCCCCGGGCUCAGCCCCUGCUUCUCCACAGCUCCCCGCUUCUCGCCUCUCCUGCUGCUGAGCCCGGUCCUGAGCCCCAGCCCGUCCUGGUUCACCCCGGUUCACCCCGGUUCACCCCGGUGCGCCCCGGUGUCCCCACAGCUUUGCUGGCUGAGCUGAGCCAUGUCGGGAUGCAGCUGGGUGGGCAGACCCUGCGGGUGGGAGCUGGGGGUGCGAGGCCAUGGCAGCCUCGGGGGGCUCCUCCUUGCCCCACGCCAUCCCUGCCCUCAUCCCCCCGACAAGCCCUGUCCUCACCGGGCAAGAUGCAAAAGGAAAGGCUUCCCCUCAUCUAGGACACAAAUUCUGCCUGUUCUCAGACCUCUGGGGCACAGCCCCGCUGGCAGAAACCCAUCACUACCAGGACCCCCCUCUCCCCUCGGAGCUGACCCUGAACAUUGGGGGUGUCGUUGGGAAGAAGGCGCCUUUCCCCCUGCGCAAGCCGGUGAAGGGUCUGUCCUGCCUGCGCUCCCUGGUGCUCUGGUCCCCUGGGCUGGGGGAGCGUGCGGUCCCCUCCGGGCGCCACCACUGUGGUUAUUUAUUGCAGCAAUAAAGUUUGGAGGAGCA
Molecule: messenger RNA, 1131 nt
Organism: Columba livia (rock pigeon)
Lineage: Eukaryota; Metazoa; Chordata; Aves; Columbiformes; Columbidae
Gene: S100A16
Product: S100 calcium binding protein A16
Exons: 3
Coding region: 176-496 (106 amino acids)
Cellular component (GO): nucleus; perinuclear region of cytoplasm
Molecular function (GO): calcium-dependent protein binding; calcium ion binding
Source: RefSeq, a predicted model, not a curated record